AUGGGAAACUGCAACGCCUGUGUAAGACCAGAAACCAACCGGGAUUCUAAAAAGCAGCGAACAAAUCACAGACGCAAGAAGAAGUCGAAAGAGAAGAAGUCGAAAGAGAAAAAGCCAAAUCCAUAUUCUGAGGAUUCAAUCCGAUCUCCCGCUCCGAUCCGAGUGUUGAAGGACGUGAUCCCACUAAGCCACCGGCCUCGGAUCGGAGAUAAGUACAUAUUGGGUCGAGAACUUGGCCGAGGAGAAUUUGGUAUCACGUAUUUGUGUACUGACCGAGAAACUAAAGAAGCCUUGGCAUGCAAGUCGAUUUCAAAGCGAAAAUUGCGGACAGCUGUGGAUAUAGAAGACGUAAGAAGGGAAGUGGCGAUUAUGUCCAGCUUACCGGACCACGCCAACAUAGUGAAGCUGAAGGCGACGUACGAGGACCAUGAAAACGUGCAUUUGGUUAUGGAGUUGUGUGAGGGCGGGGAGCUUUUUGAUAGGAUAGUGGCCAGAGGGCAUUAUAGUGAGAGGGCGGCGGCCAAUGUUGCCAGAACAAUAGCUGAGGUAGUUAGGAUGUGCCAUGAAAAUGGAGUUAUGCAUAGAGACUUGAAACCCGAGAAUUUCUUGUUUGCUAAUAAGAAGGAGAAUUCUGUUCUUAAGGCUAUUGAUUUUGGCCUCUCAGUGUUUUUCAAGCCAGGGGAGAAGUUUACAGAGAUCGUUGGGAGUCCAUAUUACAUGGCGCCGGAGGUGUUAAGGCGGAAUUAUGGACCGGAGGUUGAUGUCUGGAGUGCUGGAGUGAUACUUUAUAUCUUGUUAUGUGGGGUUCCUCCAUUUUGGGCAGAGACUGAGCAGGGUGUUGCUCUAGCAAUUUUGAGGGGAGUGAUUGAUUUUAAGAGGGAACCUUGGCCUCAGAUUUCAGACAGUGCUAAGAGUCUUGUCCGGCAGAUGUUGGAACCAGAUCCCAAAAAGCGCUUGACUGCCCAGCAAGUGCUUGAACAUUCCUGGUUACAAAAUGCAAAGAAAGCUCCAAAUGUGCCAUUGGGAGAUAUUGUGAGAACAAGGCUCAAGCAGUUUUCAUUGAUGAAUAGAUUUAAGAAGAAAGCACUGCGGGUAAUUGCGGAACACUUAUCUGUUGAAGAGGUUGAAGUAAUCCGGGAUAUGUUUUCAUUGAUGGAUACUGACAAUGAUGGUAAAGUAACGUAUGAGGAACUACGGGCUGGUCUUCGGAAGGUUGGUUCACAACUGGCUGAGCCAGAGAUAAAAAUGUUGAUGGAAGUGGCUGAUGUUGAUGGGAAUGGAGUACUGGAUUACGGAGAAUUUGUGGCUGUAACCAUUCACUUGCAGAAGAUGGAGAAUGAUGAGCAUUUCCGCAGGGCUUUUAUGUUUUUUGAUAAGGAUGGUAGUGGAUAUAUAGAACUGGAUGAGCUGCGAGAGGCCUUAGCAGAUGAAUCUGGUGAAACUGAUAAUGAUGUGCUGAAUGACAUCAUGCGUGAAGUUGACACUGACAAGGACGGAUACAUAAGUUAUGAGGAAUUUGUUGCAAUGAUGAAAGCUGGAACUGACUGGAGAAAGGCAUCUCGACAGUAUUCAAGGGAGAGAUUCAAGAGCUUGAGUCUUAACCUGAUGAAAGAUGGUUCAUUGCAGCUCCACGAUGGGCUUACCGGCCAAUCUUAUGCUGUCUAAGUUAAAAGGUUCAUGAUCUUGUUUUUGCUUGUGCUCGCUGAAUGUUUCUGUCCUUUAUCAAUUAUAUUCCACAGACGAGUCUGGCUUGUGGGUUUCACAAAAUGCAAAUUUUAGGACACAUACUGAAUAUUCUUGGGUUCAAAUGCACAGACUCAGUUGGCUAUAGGCUGCAUGAAGCAUGCAUCAGAGAUUGAGUCACAAUAGUUAGCUGCAGCCCAGCCAUUGUGGCGGCGACGCAAAUCACAGGUUCAAACUAGCGUCGCGUUGCUUUGUAUAGUUUGUCAUUACAUAGGCGGCAUUAGAUGAUUUUUCUUUCAUGUGCUUUUCUGACUGGAUGCAGAUUGGAAUUGUUUGUUUGUGAUGAGAAAUUUGAGCCUAGUGUCAAAAAUUUUCUAGUUUUGCACUUAUCUAAAAGGGCAUUACCCAGUUGUGAAAAUUCAGAUAGUAUGCAAUUGCCACCGCGGCAAUAUCAAUUCCAAUUGUAUAUUCUGCAGUGGAAAUUUAUUACAGAAAGUCUUCAAUGUGGUUUUUGAAUUGCAUCUAUAUGAAAUGAGAGAUCAAUUUCCAGUUCA
This is a messenger RNA of Jatropha curcas, 2237 nucleotides long. RefSeq names its product calcium-dependent protein kinase 1 (gene CDPK1). NCBI's taxonomy places the organism in Eukaryota, Viridiplantae, Streptophyta, Magnoliopsida, Malpighiales, Euphorbiaceae. Gene Ontology annotation, molecular function: calcium ion binding; ATP binding; protein kinase activity. Gene Ontology annotation, biological process: protein phosphorylation. The record is from RefSeq and is a predicted model, not a curated record.